Molecule: messenger RNA, 2201 nt
Organism: Anolis carolinensis (green anole)
Lineage: Eukaryota; Metazoa; Chordata; Lepidosauria; Squamata; Anolidae
Product: H-2 class I histocompatibility antigen, Q9 alpha chain
Exons: 8
Coding region: 65-1129 (354 amino acids)
Biological process (GO): immune response
Cellular component (GO): external side of plasma membrane
Source: RefSeq, a predicted model, not a curated record
AGAGAGUUUGUCUGGAGAGAGAGAGAGAGAGAGAGAGAGAAGAGAGGGGUCCUCGGGGGCGGAGAUGGGUCUGUCCCAAGAGGACCCCUUCCUCCUCCUUUUUGGGGUGUCCGCCCUCCUCCUGGGGGGAUCCUCCGGCUCCUCCUCCCACUCCCUGCGCUAUGUCUACACUUCUGUCUCUGAGCCCGGGCAGCAGGAGCCCCAGUUCUUCUCGGUGGGCUACGUGGACGACCAGGAGUUCGUCUCCUAUGACUCAAAAGCCAAGCGGCGCUUCCCUGCAGUGCCCUGGAUAAGGAAGGUGGAGGAGGACGACCCUGAGUACUGGGAGCAGGGCAGCCAGCUUGUGUGGAGUGCUGAGCAGGUCUUCCGAAUGGACCUGGAGAACGUGGCCAGAUACUACAACCAGAGCGGAGGGGCUCACAUUCUACAGUACAUGUACGGCUGUGAGCUGAGGAAGGAUGGAAGCAAAGGAGGGUAUGACCAACUUGCCUACGAUGGGAGGGACUACAUCAGCUUUGACAAAGAGACCCUCACCUACACGGCAGCCGAUGCCCCAGCCCAGAACACCAAGAGGAAGUGGGAGGCUGAACCUGCCAUUGCCCAGCGCAACAAGGCCUACCUGGAGGACAUCUGCAUUGAAUGGCUGCAGAGAUACCUGGACUACGGGAAGGAGACCCUGCUGAGGACAGAGGUGCCAGAAGUGAAGGUGACACGCAAGGAGGACUAUGACGGCAUGGAGACCUUGAUCUGCCGGGUGGGGGGCUUCUACCCCAAGGAGAUUGACAUCACCUGGACAAGGGAUGGGGAGGUCUGGAUGCAGGAUGUCUUCCACGGCCUGGUGUCCCCCAACUCGGAUGGGACUUACUACACCUGGCGGAGCGUCACGGUGGACCCCAAGGAGAGGGAACGCUACAAAUGCCACGUGGAGCACGAUGGGCUUCCAAACCCUGUGGAUGUGGCCUGGGAGGAGCCUGCCUCCAAUUUGGGGCUCAUCAUCGGGUGGGUUUUGGGGAUCCUCCUCCUGAUCGCUGUGCUCGCUGGGAUUGCUGUGUAUUUCAGAAAUAGUCAAGAUGGAUACAGAGCAGCUGCAGGAAAUGACCAAGGAUACAGCAGCUCUGGGGCAGCGUGAGUGACAGGUCUGCCAUGGAGAAGAAGAGAGGAAGAGUUGCAUCCCUCUCAGCACUUGAGGAUCUCUCCACUGAUCUUCACUGCCUUGUCACCUUUCCAACUGCUUUCAUUGCAGGGAGCUGGAAUUCAGACUUUUUCUGCAGGAAUAUUGCAUUUUGGGAUGCAUUUUGCACCUGAAAGGAUGAGCUUAGGCUGUUCAUCUAAUUUUUAAGAAGUGGUCAUUGAUACUACGUUUAAACUAAACUGAUCUGCUCUCCAUAAGAGGAAAGUAAUAUCUCUGGCAUAAACUGCCUGAGUGAGUGACGUACAAGUGAAUGUGUGUCUCUUUGUCUGGAUGGAGUUUGGGGGCUAUUCCCACCCCUUUGAACCUGUCUAGCCUUGAGGGGCCACUUUUUUCUUUUUUUUCCGUGUCAGGAGCAAGUUGAGUCGCUUCUGGAGUGAGAGAAUUGGCUGUCUGCAAGGACGUUGCCCAGCGGACGCCUGGAUGUUUUGAUGUUUUUACCAUCCUUGUGGGAGGCUUCUCUCAUGUUCCCGCAUGAAGCUGCUGCCCUUGCUUGCCCUUCUCUGAGUCCCUGGCCAGGAAACCUCCCCAUCCGCAGCCUCCCUGCUCCAGGCUUCCUUUAGGCUUCCUUCCCAAAAGGUGGAGAGAAGAGGGAGGAUGUGCUUCUACACACAGUUAAGAAGCUUACUUCAAAGUAUGUCUCUGUUGGGGGAAAGGAAAGUAAAAAAAGACUGUAAAGAGAUCUCUUGGUUAAACUUUUUUUGAAGACAGAAGAAAGGCCAGAGAGGACUGUGUGCUGUUUCCAAGGAAAAACAUAGAAAUAUUGAAAGUAACUUUUCCCAUUCUCUGCUUUGCUGGACGACAGGCACACAUCUUCACUCCUUGUUUACCAAACAAAUGGGACCUGGGGGGAAAUUUUGAAAAGAGUGCCCAAUUCCUCCAUUCUGGAGGGAUACAAAUACUGUUCAUUUAAUGAUGGAUUGUUUGUAUAAUGUUACAUUAAGGUAAACGUAGUCACGAGCUCUGAAUGUACAAGAAUUCACAGGAAUAAUAAAGUGAAAAUGUUUCUGUA